Molecule: messenger RNA, 972 nt
Organism: Calypte anna (Anna's hummingbird)
Lineage: Eukaryota; Metazoa; Chordata; Aves; Apodiformes; Trochilidae
Product: D-beta-hydroxybutyrate dehydrogenase, mitochondrial
Exons: 4
Coding region: 1-972 (323 amino acids)
Source: RefSeq, a predicted model, not a curated record
AUGUGUGCAGUGGCCUCUCUUCUCUUCUUCCUCCUCCUCCUCUUGCUGCUGUUGUCGCGGUUGUCGCGACGAGGGUCGGCGCGGCUGGAUCCGGCGGGCCGGGCCGUGCUCAUCACCGGCUGCGACAGCGGCUUCGGGCACCUGCUGGCGCUGCGGCUCCACCGUCUCGGCUUCACCGUCUUCGCCGGCUGCCUCUGCCCCGGCGGGGAUGGGGGACGGCGGCUGCAGCGGGAGGCGGCCACCGGCCCCGGCCAUCUGCGAGUCCUGCGGCUGGAUGUCACCUGUCCCCGCGACGUGCUGGCCGCCAAGGAGCUGGUGCUGCGACACCUGCCCCAGCCAGGCUUCUGGGGGCUUGUCAACAACGCUGGAAUAUCAACGUUUGGUGAGACAGGAUGGCUGUCUAUGGAGAAAUAUGAAAAAAUUGCAGAUGUGAAUCUCCUUGGGAGCAUCAGGACAACCCUGGCAUUUCUCCCCCUUCUAAGGAAAUACAAGGGACGUAUUGUUUUCAUGUCCAGCGUUAUUGCCUAUUUUACUCUGGGAAAUGGCAUUUAUUCUAUGACCAAGGCAGCUAUUGAAAAAUUUUGUGAUGCUCUCCGACUGGAAAUGAAGAAGUUUGGUGUCCAGGUCUGCAUUAUUCAGCCAGGAAAUUAUGCACGCUCUACAAGAAUUCAGCCACCUCUCAGUGCCGAAGAGAUCUGGAAUGAACUCAGUGAAGAGGAAAAGGAGGUUUACAACAAGGAGUACGUUCAAGAGCGGGCAAACUUUUUCAACAGCAUUCUCAGCGAAGGGAGUGCGAAUGGCAAUGAGGUUGUAGAUGCCAUGGUAGAUGCUUUAAUGUCUCCUGCACCCAAGGCACGUUACAUGGUAGCAAAGCUGAAGGAGAAAGCACUGGUGUUUGUGUGCACUUUAUUCCCAACUGUUGUGAUGGAUUCAGUUCUGUCUUAUGCCCUGAGUAAAGUAAAACUUGCCUAA